Molecule: messenger RNA, 2856 nt
Organism: Exophiala oligosperma
Lineage: Eukaryota; Fungi; Ascomycota; Eurotiomycetes; Chaetothyriales; Herpotrichiellaceae
Exons: 1
Coding region: 299-2476 (725 amino acids)
Biological process (GO): ubiquitin-dependent protein catabolic process; protein polyubiquitination; positive regulation of proteasomal ubiquitin-dependent protein catabolic process
Cellular component (GO): cytoplasm; ubiquitin ligase complex
Molecular function (GO): ubiquitin conjugating enzyme binding; zinc ion binding; ubiquitin protein ligase activity
Source: RefSeq, a predicted model, not a curated record
UGUACCCCUUUAGUUGAGCAUUUCUGGCUCGUCGGAUAUUUCCCCAGAUAUUUUUUCGGGCCUGCGUCAUUCUUUGCCUUACUUCUAGGCAAGUGAGUGUUCUGGACUCAUGUGGUGGUGAGAAAUACAGAGGUCGUAUUUUCCAUCCUCUUCAUGGAUAUUCCUUCUGAUUACUUAAAAACAGUUUCGUCUCAACUGCCCUUCCUCUGCAUCUCGUGCCUUGUGGUUGUUCCCACAAGUGUCGCCGGGAUCCUCGUGGCAUUCUUGAAUACCGCCGCCACGAUUCACCCCUCGCAGCAUGGACGAUGACCCGGGCGCCGCUGAGGAUGAGAGAACGACUGAACUCUCUUCUAUAGCGGCAAUCUUUCCAGAACUUGUCAUCGACCCAUCCAACCCCUAUAUUGCAACCCUCGAGCUUGGAGUAACACCUAUACAACCACUACGGCUCCUGUUCAAAUCAGCGGAGACUGGAGUACCACCUGCGGUGUUGACGCCACCAUCGUCCUCUGAUCAAGAUGAAGGUGACUUCCCUUCGAAACAGUCAGUCUCACAGCAGACUCCUCUAGAAGCCCACGAACUCUCACAUCUCCCCCCCCUCUCACUUCGAAUCAGUCUUCCAGAAGGCUAUCCAGAGGAAAUCCCACCAACGGUGUCUAUCUCUGCGACACCACCAUGGCUGCCUCAGGCUAUACUCAAGAAACUGAGGGACGACUGCUCGAGGCUGUGGGAAGAGAUAGGGAAGGACCAGAGUGUUUACACAUACAUUGACCAUGUACAACAAGAGGCAGAGAACGCGUUUGGACUUGCCGGAUCAACCGACUUUCGAAUUCCUGCAGAUCUGAAGCUUGCACUGUUGGACUUUGAUCUCCAGGCCAAACGCCAACAAUUUGAAAGAGGCACCUUUGACUGUGGCGUGUGUCUGGAGCCUAAGAAGGGUCUUCACUGUCACAAGAUGCUUCAAUGCGGUGAUGUUUUCUGUGUUGCUUGCUUGCAGGACUUCUACAAAAGCUGUAUCACGGAGGGCGAUGUGGACAGUGUCAAAUGUCUCUCCCCAACAUGUGGCAAGGACGAGAGUCAGACACCGGGUAUGAACGGCCAAAUAUCGAAAAGACGAAAACACGAUCGUACACUUAAUCCCAGUGAGUUGCUACAGAUCCCCAUCGAACAGGAGUUGGUCCAAAGAUACGUCCGUCUGAAGCGGAAAAAGAGGCUGGAGGCAGAUCCGGAUACGAUCUACUGUCCGCGGCAAUGGUGUCAGGGUGCCGCUCGGUCCAAGAAACAUCCCAAGCCGAAUGACCCUUUGAAUGGUGUUACUGCCAGCGGCUCCGAAUCAGAAGAGGAAGCACAUUCACCGAAAAGCAAGAAGAAGAAAAAAAAGAAGUAUGACCUCGAAGGACUCCCGAUGUCUGAGCGCCUCUCCGUCUGCGAAGACUGUGAUUACGCCUUUUGCUGUGUCUGCCGAAAAGGAUGGCAUGGCGAACUGGCUCGUUGUAGUCCACGUCGGCAAAAGGAGCUCGACGAGGAGGAGGCUGCAUCUCUGGCGUACAUGCAAAAGUACUCGACACCUUGUCCGACAUGUAACGCACCGUGCCAAAAGACCAUGGGUUGCAAUCACAUGAUUUGUUUCCGAUGCAAGUCGCACUUCUGUUACCUGUGCUCGGCGUUUCUCAUGCCAGAAAACCCAUAUACUCAUUUCAAUGAUCCCACAAGCUCAUGUUACAUGAGACUAUGGGUUCUUGAGGCCGGUGAUGGCGAGGGCGUUGAUAUCCAAGCGUUUCACCAUCCCGAAUUGGCCGAGUGGCAUGUAGAAGUUGACUCAGACACGGAGUCUGAAGACGAGCUGCCUCCUGAGGAUUUCCGCGCUUUUCGUGGGAAUAGGCCGUUUGCUGACGAAGUUGACUCGACCGACGACGAAGAGCCUGCACCAGAUCAGCGACGAAACCGCAACGUCAUCGAAAUUGUGAAUUUUGCACGUCCCGGCGGAGAGAAUGCACAAAGAAUUGCCUUGCCGGAUCGACCUCGCCUCGCUGAACGCCCACCACCUGCCGCGCCCAAUCGACCAAGAGCCAUGCUGCAUGGUAGAGGCCGUGGUCAUCAAGACAGACGGCCGCGCGGUAUGAGAAACGGCCAAGGGCAAGGUGGUGGAGAUCGUCAACGGCGUCCCCAAGCAGGUCAGCAGAGAAUAGUCGACGAGGUGCAAGUACCAGUAGAGGCCGAAGCCGUUGUGGUUAAUGAUGACGUGGGACAUCAGGAUGGCGAGAUGCCUAUUCUCCCACACGCGGCGCCAGGUCAAGGUAAUCACCCCAACGGUGCCUUCGCAGCUGGUCCCGGUCGAGCCAUGGGCCUAGAACGGUUUCUGCAGCUUGCGUUGCAGGACCAGGAAGAUGAAUGGGACAGUGAUGAGCUUGAUGAGGAUCUCGACGAACUAGUUCUGGCCGGGCCAAGAAGGAACCUGGGUCGAAACCAGUGGUGGUGACAAGAAGAACCUGGAGCUUGUUACUUUCAGUUUACAUAUGAGCUGUACAAAGAGGGAUAGAGAGUGAGCGAUUUGGUUUUGGUUUGAUUUCUCAAGCGAGCGUUUGUAGAACCCCAGACUAUUCUUUGACAACAGCUAAAACGCCAUGGCACAUUGGGAAUGGGAAGAUGAUGAGACAUGAGAAUGAAUAUGAAUGAAAAGAAUAUCUAAGUAAAUGAGCUGCAUUGUAUAUAGUCGUUUUUGAACAUACUUGAAUAUACUUUGUGCUUGGCUCGCGCUUUUCUCUCUGGGUGUCUACGUUGUCUUCCAGUGUUGAUUUUGUUCGUGUGCCUCUCCAACGGGCAAGGGAGUUGGGUUGUUUUUUUGUACUUGUACAGGGC